UUAGGGCGUGUAUGGAAGGGUCAAAUGAAGUUGGUUCUGUUUCAAGAAUGUUUUCAAGUUUUCAACCUUCUGAGAACAGAGCUGUUGAAUCAGCUGUUCCACAGGUUGCUCUCUUAAGGCUUUUGCUUUUCUCAGUGAAAACACCGCCGCGCAGUCUGUUGUUACUUCCCAUUGCGUCUGACCCAAAGGUGUGGGAUGCUGUCAUGGAAAACAAGGAUCUCAUGAAUUUCUUGAGACCAACACUGCUUCAACUAAGGAUGAAGCUGACAAUGACGACAAAUCUGAACUUUCUAGCGAGACUGAAAGUGAAGAAGACAGUGAAGAGAAGCCAAUCCAGCUCAUGGAGAUUCUCGCGAGACAUGAAGCUGAAAGCUGUUCAAAUGAUGGAAAAUGUAUCUUCCUACUUUGGGGUUUGUUCAGGACAGAGACUUUCACAGAGGGUGGACAGGAGAGGAAGAGGAUGUUGCUCAACGACCCUACUACUCUCUUUGGAUUAGCUGUUUGCGUUAUUUUCAUGGUAGUUCUGAAACGUGCUAACAAGUUCCAGUUUCCUUUUAAACUUGCCGAUAUAGCUUAUACUACUGUGUUCUCUUUCUGCUACUUCAUUAUCGUUUAGAGUUUUUUUUUUAAACUGUUCUACUUAUGUUUGGAAUGAUUUGGAACUUGCCUUUGAUAUUUUCAUAAAUAAAAGUAUGCUUGGGUUGAA
This is a messenger RNA of Brassica napus (rape), 706 nucleotides long. RefSeq lists its product as uncharacterized. The transcript has 3 exons. The record is from RefSeq and is a predicted model, not a curated record. NCBI's taxonomy places the organism in Eukaryota, Viridiplantae, Streptophyta, Magnoliopsida, Brassicales, Brassicaceae. The coding region runs from base 12 to 497 and encodes 161 amino acids.